Molecule: messenger RNA, 1587 nt
Organism: Humulus lupulus (European hop)
Lineage: Eukaryota; Viridiplantae; Streptophyta; Magnoliopsida; Rosales; Cannabaceae
Exons: 3
Coding region: 1-1587 (528 amino acids)
Source: RefSeq, a predicted model, not a curated record
AUGAAAAACGGCGUCAACAGAUCUGAAAUGAUUCCAUUUCAAAGUUGUGUGGAGCAGUGCGGUUUGGUAGAUGUGAAGUUUUCAGGGAAUUUCUUUACUUGGAAUAACAAGCAAGAAGGUCGAGCCCGAGUCUAUGCAAAGCUUGACAAAGUAAUGGCAAAUGAACAAUGGCUGGAGAAGUUUCCUAAUGUUGAGGCUAAUUUGUUUCCAGAAGGGGAUUUUGAUCAUAGCCCAUGUUUGGUGACUUUCUCUUCAGAGUUGGAGACCCAAAAACCAUUCAGAUAUUUCAAUUUCUGGAGUAGUUAUACAGAUUUUUUUGAGAAGGUGUCAAUGAGUUGGAAUGAGGAUGUUACAGGGACUCCUAUGUACUGUUUAAUUAGCAAGUUAAAAAGCCUUAGGGGAGUUUUAGCUAAGAUUAAUAAAGAAGGAAAGGGAGAUGUGUUUGUUCAGGAUGCUGAGAAAUAUCACAAGAUGAUGGAGAUUCAGGAAAGAAUUAAAGAAGCUCCUGGAAAUACUCAAUUGAUGAAUAAGGAAAUCAGUUGUAGAAUUGAGUACCAACAAGCUCAUCAGAAUAUGAUUCAGUUUUUGAAACAGAAGGCGAAAAUGGAAUGGUUAAAACAUGGAGAUGAAAAUACGAAAGUUCUUCAUAGUUGUAUCAGAAGUAGGAGGAUUCAGAAUUCUCUCCAUUCUAUAUGGGAUAUGAAGGCUGGGAGGAAAUCAGUUUUAGAUAAGGUGGUGCAGUCAGGGAAGUUAGUUACUGCGCAACAGGCAGCGUUUUUACUGCAGGCUUACACCAAGGAUGAAGUAAAAACUGCUCUCUUUUCCAUUCCUAAUGAGAACGCACCAGGGCCUGAUGGAUGCCCAAAGAAGUUCAGUGAUUAUAGACCAAUUGCCUGCUGUAAUGUGGUUUAUAAAAUUGCUACCAAACUUAUCUGUUCAAGACUUAGAGAGAUAUUACCUUCAAUUAUCUCUGAAAAUCAGAGUGGGUUUGGUCAAGGCAGAAACAUAGCCCAUAAUAUCAUGAUAUGCCAAGAUUUGGUGAGGGGUUAUGGAAGGAAAAGUACUAGCUUGUCUUGUAUGAUUAAAAUUGAUCUUCAGAAAGCUUAUGACACCUUGGAUUGGAAUUUUUUGCAAGAAAUGAUGAUGGCUCUUAAUUUUCCUUCACAGUUUAUCAAGUUGGUGAUGGUUUUUGUUACUACUCCCAGAUUUUCCUUCAUGAUUAAUGGGGCUCAAAUAGGCUGUUUGAAAUCUCGGAGAGGUUUAAGGCAAUGGGAUCCUUUGUCUCCUUUGUUGUUUGUUAUUGGCAUGGAGUAUCUGUCAAGGAUAAUGGUUUCAGUUGGGCAAAAUAAGGAUUUCAAAUAUCAUCCAAGGUGUGAAUAUCUGAAACUCAAUCAUCUUUGUUUUGCGGAUGAGUUUCUUCUGUUUAGUAAAGGAAUUUUUAAAGCUAUUUAUGUUUUACUUAGAGGUUUCCAGUUGUUUACUGAUAGUUCUGGUUUGCAAGCUAACAAAACGAAGUCAGCCAUUUUUGGUGUUGGGUUGCAAGAAGGGGACUGGAAUAGAAUUACUGAUAUGACGGGGUUUUUUUGA